AUGUCCGAGCCCAAUUUGAGACCGUUCGAUCUGAAAGGCCAUUUCUCGAGAAGCUCACAGAAGAGAGCGCCAAAUGUUCUCAAGGAAUACUAUAGAUUUCUGCGUGUCCCAGACAUGAGAAACCUUGCAGGAGGUCUUCCAUUCUCAGCAAACUUCCCAUUUGAGAACAUAGAGCUUUCAGUGGUCAGACCAGAGAGCCAUUUACAAGAAAACAGCGAGGGUCUCAAGUUGGGAAGUGCAGAAGAUUUCACAAACAAAUUGCACAUCCCGCGAACUGUCCAAGGCUCGAAUUCUGUGCGUAGAGUCGAUCUGGAUACGGCCCUUCAAUACGGCAGUGCCCAAGGCUAUCCGCCACUCUAUGCAUGGCUUCGAAAGCUAGUAAACACGGUGUACCAUCCAAAUAUACCUUACGAAGGCCAGGCCGAUGUCAUGAUCAAUGGUGGGGCAGCGGAUGGACUCUCUAAAGUCUUUGAACUGUUAUUCAAUAAUUGGGAUGCAGAUCUGAAUGAUGUUCGAGAUCGGGAGGGCCUCCUUGUUGAAGAGUUUGUUUAUGGGCCACCGAUCGCCCAGAUUAAGCCAAAAGGUAUCAAUGUGGUUCCUAUCAAGAUGGACGCAGAAGGCAUAUUGGCACAUGGAGAUGGCAGUCUGUCCCACGUGCUCCAAACCUGGAACUCUGCACUAGGAAAGAGGCCACAUGUGGUAUAUGUUAUACCGACGGGUCAAAAUCCCACUUCUGGUGUACUUUCCCUCAAACGGCGAAUCGAAUUGUACGAAGUUUGCUCACAAUUCGAUCUUGUUCUGAUUGAGGAUGACCCUUACUGGAACCUAUACUAUCCAUCCACUCUUUCAACGGCGACUAAGUACCGAGGCCGACCUAUGUCAGCAGACUUUCCAACGGAUCCGGAUCACAACUAUUGCACGGGAUCUCUGGGCGGCAGGUCCACUGGUCAUAGGUUCCUUGAUCAGCUUGUUCCGAGCUUUUUGAGCAUUGAUCGGGAUGGGCGAGUGAUUCGGCUCGACUCUUUCUCCAAAACCAUCGCGCCGGGAUGCAGACUCGGAUGGAUUACCGCCCAGCCAAGCGUUUGCGAGCAGCUUUUCAGAAUCACCGAUAGCACCACCCAGCAGCCCUCUGGAUUCGUCCAAGCUAUAGUUAUGCAACUUCUCGGUGACUUGGAAACUCCUUCUUUUGCCGAGUCCACAUUAAACUCGAAUGGGAAACCUGCAGGCUGGGGACUGAAUGGCUGGGUCAACUGGCUCGAGGGCCUUCGCUCUACCUAUGAACGCCGUAUGAACGCAAUGGCGACAGUACUCGAGGAGAACCGAUAUGUGUCAUCUGAACAUGGACAGACGGAGAUGUUCUCAUUCAACUGGCCUAUGGGCGGGAUGUUUCUCUGGGUUCGGGUCCACAUUUCUAAUCACCCAUUGAUAUCUGUCGAUCCAAGGCGCUUGAUGCUAGCAUUGUGGCUUCACUGCACUCAACAACCUUAUCGAAUAUUGGUGGUUCCUGGCGGAGACUUCGCAGCCACCAAAAAGAUAGAAGAUGAUCAUGGGUACUUGUUCUUCCGAUUCUGUUUCGCGGCAGUCGAGGAAAGCGCAUUGGUAGCCUCCUCGAUGUCAUUUGCAGAAGCUUGUCGGAGUUUCUGGGAUAUCCAAGAUAUGGAGGUCAUCGAGAAGAUAUUGCAAGAGAAUGCUGAUGAAGGCGAGGAUGAGUUCGAUCGAGAGAUCAUCGAGGACUAG
Molecule: messenger RNA, 1737 nt
Organism: Penicillium crustosum
Lineage: Eukaryota; Fungi; Ascomycota; Eurotiomycetes; Eurotiales; Aspergillaceae
Exons: 3
Coding region: 1-1737 (578 amino acids)
Biological process (GO): biosynthetic process
Molecular function (GO): transaminase activity; pyridoxal phosphate binding
Source: RefSeq, a predicted model, not a curated record